AUGUAUGGCUUAUGGAAAAUGAAGAUGAAGGCGGUUCUGGUGCAGCAGGGGUUGGCCGCGGUCCUCACACCAGCAGACUCUGAUGAGAAGGGCAAGGCUCCUGCGCUGGAUGAAAAGGCUCGAGCGAAGUUAGAGGAGAUGCAGUUAAAGGCCCAUAGCGCAGUGAUACUAUGUCUCGGAGAUAAAGUUCUGCAUGAGGUUCAAGGGGAGACAACUGCACCUGGGAUCUUGAAAAGGCUCGAUGAUGUUUAUAUGGCCAAGUCUUUAGCCAACCGCCUUUAUAUGAAGAGAAGACUAUAUUCAUAUAGCUUCUCAGAGGAAAAGUCCAUCGUGGAACAGCUUGAAGAUUUCUGCAAGACUGUUGAUGAUCUUGAAGCAAUUGAUGUCAAGAUUAGUGAUGAGGACAAGGCCAUCUUGGUCCUUAAUGCCUUGUCAUGCUCCUACGACCAGUUAAGAGAUGCUAUUCUUCAUGGGAGAGAUAAACCUAUUAUUUACAAUGAGGUCCAUUCUGCCCUCAUGGCCAAAGAGUUGCAAAAGGGUGGUUCAAGAGUGUUUGAUUCCCAGCCUGAGUCCCUCAACAUCAAGAAAUUUAGCAAGAAGGGGUUUAAGAAGAAGGCUGGGGAGAAUAAGAAUGAGAGCUCUGGGAUGAAAGAAACCCGGUCUUGCCCUGGUGCAAGAAGCCAGGGCAUUUGUGUUAGUGUUUCGAUAAGAAUGGCUGAUUGUGCUGAUCUUCAAUGCCCUAAAAUUGCAGAUUUUUCGAGCAGCUCGUUCGUUGAUGAGGAAAGCAAGUGUGAAUUACACCAUAAAGUGAAGGAUUCAGACAACAAACUGAAAGCUGGUGACAGAUUCCCUAUCAGAGACUUCAAGUCAACCUCAGAUCCUGAUGCUUAUGCAGUCGAGAAGGAGCUUUACCUCGGAUCGCUAUGUGGCUCUCCCGAUCCUUGGUAUUUCUGGAUGAUCAUGCUGAAAAACGGCAAUUUUGACAAGAACACGACACUCUGCCCCGAGAAUGGGAAGAAGGUCGCAAAAAUAGUCACAGACCGGAGCUUCCCUUGCUUCGGUGAAGGGUGUAUGAACCAACCCCUUAUGUUCCAUAACAAGUCCCGACUGGUUUUGCUUCAAGAUGGAAAUGUCUCUGUGGUUGGAGGGUAUUACGGGACGUAUGAUCUUGAUGCUGAUCUGAGUGGGGGGGCAGGAUCCAAUUCUUUCUUCUCGGCUUCAUGGCAGAAGAAUCUGAGCACGGGGAGCUGGAUUGUGUCGCACAAGCUGACAGCGUCGUCUAAGUAUCCUUGGCUUAUGUUGUAUCUGAGGGCGGAUGCGGCAAAAGGGUUCAACGGAGGAUAUCACUAUGACGGGCGUGGCAUCAUGAAAACGGUGCCGGAGUCUCCCAAUUUUAAGGUGAGAGUAACACUCGAUGUCAAGAAAGGCGGAGGUCCGAACAGCCAAUUCUAUCUGCUCGAUAUCGGAAGCUGUUGGAAGAACAACGGAGAUCCGUGCGAUGGGGAUGUCCUCACGGAUGUGACGCGAUAUAGUGAGAUGAUCAUCAACCCGGCAACGACAAGCUUGUGUCGUCCCGACAAUCUGGUCUCGUGCCCGCCGUACCACACGAGUUCUACUGGAGAGAUGAUACACAGAAAUGACACGUCACUGUUCCCUUAUUCCGCAUAUCAUCUCUAUUGUGCUCCUGGAAAUGCUCGGUAUCUUGAGAAGCCUUACGACAUUUGUGACCCGUAUAGCAACCCACAGGCGCAGGAGCUCGUGCAGAUCCUCCCUCACCCCGAGUGGGCCGUCCACGGCUACCCUGAAAGGAAAGGAGACGGGUGGAUUGGAGACCAGAGAACUUGGGAGCUCGACACUGGAGCCCUCUCUAGCCGUCUAUAUUUCUAUCAGGAUCCAGGAACAAAACCAGCAAAACGAGUGUGGAUUUCAAUCAAUGUUGGUACAGAAAUAUAUGUUAGCCCAGCUGGGGUUACUUCGGAAUGGACAGUAAGCGACUUUGACGUUUUAGUUCCUAACAAAGUUGAAGAGGGUCGAAGGGAGUACAUGUAACGAGCAACACGUAGGUAACCACGUGAUGAAAUGGAAAGCUACCCGUCGCCAUCAGACUAAGUUCUGAAUUAGUGGAUGCGGCGGCCGGUGAGUUUAUUGAAACCAUUGAACUCGGAAUAUGGUAAAGUUUGUGCCUGUAUAUAUCUUAUUUACCUAAUACACUGAUCAGUAAUUAAUGUUUGUAUAAAAAUCUUCUCUACCUAUUCAUGUAAAAUUUGUUACGGUGAAAGAAAUCCUCAUAUUUCCACAUUAA
Salvia splendens (bonfire salvia) is the source of this 2302-nucleotide messenger RNA. RefSeq lists its product as uncharacterized. Bases 1 to 2049 code for a protein of 682 amino acids. NCBI's taxonomy places the organism in Eukaryota, Viridiplantae, Streptophyta, Magnoliopsida, Lamiales, Lamiaceae. The record is from RefSeq and is a predicted model, not a curated record. The transcript has 5 exons.